Daldinia childiae is the source of this 942-nucleotide messenger RNA. RefSeq lists its product as uncharacterized. The transcript has 2 exons. Bases 1 to 942 code for a protein of 313 amino acids. Gene Ontology annotation, biological process: iron-sulfur cluster assembly. Gene Ontology annotation, molecular function: iron ion binding; iron-sulfur cluster binding. Gene Ontology annotation, cellular component: mitochondrion. The record is from RefSeq and is a predicted model, not a curated record. Lineage: Eukaryota; Fungi; Ascomycota; Sordariomycetes; Xylariales; Hypoxylaceae.
AUGCCUCCCAAUCGACUCGUCCGGCCGGCAGCGGCUCUGCUGUCCGCGGGGACAAGAAAAGUCCGGCCCGCUACUUGCGGCCGGCUCUACGAAGCUGCGCGACAUGCGCAUACGAGUUCACAGGCGUUGGGUAUAUCAGCAAGGUCAAGACCGGUACUACAAACAGCCUCGAGGUUACCAGCGAUAGCGCCGCGGGGCGUGCGAAGUAUUUUCAUCCAGACCGAGACCACGCCGAACCCGGAUGCGCUGAAGUUUUUACCGAAUCACAGGGUGGUGCCGUCGGAAGUCCCCACGCCUUUUAUCGAAUACCUAAAUGCGCGGAGUACGAUCGCACCCCCAUACCCAUCGCCGCUUGCUGCGCAGUUAAUGAAUAUCGACGGCGUGACGUCCGUCUUCUACGGGCCCGACUUCAUCACAGUGACGAAGUCGCCCGAUGCCAACUGGGUACACAUCCGGCCGGAUAUUUUCAGCUUGAUCACCGAGGCUAUAACGUCGGGGCAGGAAAUAGUCACUGUGAGCAACAAAGAGGGUGGAGAUGAGGGCCAGGAGGUGGGAGAGGAGGACAGUUUGAGCUAUAAUGAAAAUGAUAGCGAAGUCGUGGGUAUGAUCAAAGAGCUCCUUGAAACUCGAAUAAGACCCUCGAUCCAGGAAGAUGGCGGAGACAUCGAGUUCCGUGGUUUUGAGAAUGGGUAUGUGAACUUGAAGCUCAGGGGAGCGUGCAGGACUUGCGAUUCGAGUACUGUCACUUUAAAGAAUGGAAUUGAGGGAAUGUUAAUGCAUUAUAUCGAGGAGGUCAAAGGUGUACAUCAAGUAAUGGACCAAGAGGAAGAGAUCGCGAUUCAGGAAUUUGCAAAGUUCGAAGAGAAGCUUCGAGCACAAAAGGGGCCAGAUGCAGCGCCGACUACACCUGGCAAGGACUCACUGGACUCGGUCCCUGGAUAA